This is a messenger RNA of Xyrauchen texanus (razorback sucker), 3070 nucleotides long. It is a transcript of the gene eogt, whose product is annotated as EGF domain-specific O-linked N-acetylglucosamine (GlcNAc) transferase. The transcript has 15 exons. NCBI's taxonomy places the organism in Eukaryota, Metazoa, Chordata, Actinopteri, Cypriniformes, Catostomidae. Gene Ontology annotation, cellular component: endoplasmic reticulum lumen. The coding region runs from base 17 to 1588 and encodes 523 amino acids. The record is from RefSeq and is a predicted model, not a curated record. Gene Ontology annotation, molecular function: protein N-acetylglucosaminyltransferase activity.
UGAGGUGUUAGGGACUAUGCUGCUGCUAGUAGCUCUGUGCCUGGUCUGUACUUAUAAAACCACCUCCAAUACAAACAGUAACCAGGACGCAAACUACAAACCACAGCUUGACUAUGGCAGCCUGGCACUGCCCCAGCAGCAUAUUCCAUUCUAUCUACACAACAACAAACUUGUGGCCAAACUCUGCAAAGAGGACCCACUUUGCCCUUUUAAGGAUGCUCUGCUGCACAGGAAGGCCUGCUGGGGCUAUGAAAGGAAUUGCUCCCCAGAGCACAGGUUCAGCUAUCCUGUGUGUACCAGACUUGAUUCGGGAUGGGCUAGUUCUAUUCAGACUGCCCAGGAAUUGUUCUGGAAGCAGGCAGAUUUUGGCUAUGUGAGGGAGCAACUCAAUGAAAUGAAGACGUUGUGCAAGCCACUGAGUCCUGGGGAUUCUUCUCUGAAGUGCACAAGUCUUAUGCGGUUCUGCAGGGCCACAAACCUUUACCUGGACUUGAGGAAUCCCCGCAGAGGUCAUGAGAGGUAUAAAGAGGAUUUCUUUAAAGAGGGUGAGAUUGGUGGUCACUGCAGCAUUAAUAGUCAAGCACUAGCCUCAGAAGGAACACACAAAAGUCCUCUUCAGUCUUGGUUUGCUGAAUUGCAGACAUACUCCAAGCUUGACUUUCUCCCCUCAGAUGACGGGCAUUGUGAUGUCAUAAUCAAUAGACCCACUGUCUUCAUGAAGCUGGAUGCAGGAGUUAACAUGUAUCAUCAUUUCUGUGACUUUGUUAAUCUAUACAUCUCCCAACACAUCAACAAUUCCUUCAGCCGUGACAUAAACAUCGUCAUGUGGGACACGAGUGUGUUUGGAUAUGGAGACUUGUUCAGUGAAACGUGGCAAGUUUUCUCGGAUUAUGACAUCAUCCACCUCAAACAUUUUGACUCUAAAAGGGUGUGUUUUAGAGACGCAUUUUUCUCUCUCCUUCCGAGAAUGCGAUAUGGCCUUUUCUACAACACCCCUCUUAUCUCUGACUGCCACAGUGAGGGGAUGUUCAGGGCAUUUUCCCAGCAUGUCCUUUAUCGACUCAAUGUCCCACAAGAGGGACCAAAGGAAGGCCAAGUUCGUGUCACACUGUUGGCUAGAAGCACUGAGUACCGUAAGAUAAUAAACCAGCUGGAGCUUAUAAAUGCCCUGAAGACAGUGCCUUUAUUUGAGGUCAAACUGGUGGAUUACAAAUUCAAAGAGAUGUCAUUUCUGGAGCAGAUCCACAUCACACACAACUCUGAUAUCUUUAUUGGGAUGCAUGGAGCCGGACUGACCCACCUCCUCUUCCUUCCCGACUGGUCCGUCAUAUUUGAAUUGUACAACUGUCAAGAUGAGAGCUGCUACCGUGAUCUGGCCCGACUGAGGGGAGUCCAUUACAUGACUUGGCAGAAAAAGGACAAAGUGUUCCCCCAGGAUAAGGGUCAUCACCCUACUCUUGGAGAACAUCCAAAGUUUACCAACUACUCUUUUGAAUUAGAGGAGUUCAUGCGGUUAGUCCUGCUUGCGGCUGGACAUGUGACCCGGCACCCACAGUGGCGAGCAAAACAAGCCAGAGAUGAACUGUAGGCUAUAAGCCAGCAGAGCACACACAGAUUAACCCUCCUCUCCUAAAAAUUUAGCUAUGCUUUACCUACAAAUGUGUUUGAUAUGUGAGUGCACAUUUUAAAAUAAGAAAGAAAAAAAACCCCUGUGUUUUAUACAUUUAGUUUGCACUGUUACUGAUGGACCCUUUUCACACGUCCGCUUUCACCAAGUGGAAGUCGUCAUAGUUGGCUAAACUUGAAUGGCGGUGAAUGGGGGGCCACAGCACAUUACAAUUUUUCUUACCCAUUUGCUCCAACAGCAAAAUAAAAAAAUUAGUGAUUACACAUUCACAGCUUCGCAAAGAAGAUAAAAAAUAUAAAGUGCUGGAUAAUAGCUGUAAGAAGAAAGAAACAGGCCAAAUUUUCUGUCACUCCCUCAACAGCUGUGUUAAGCCUCGUCGCCACUAUGGUAACUGAUUUUUUUUAAAUGUAAUCCAGAUUACUAUAAUAUAAAAAAUACAAUGUUAUAAAUUUACACUAAAUACUUUUAAAAUUGGAAAUGUAAACAUAUUUUCUACUUUUAAGUUGUUAAAGAAGGUGGAAACACGUCAAAGCAGGUCUGUGAAAAGGAUCCAUUCUCUUGCUGUUAAUGUCUGCACCUGGAGUUACUGAGUAGCUCACUGAAAAGUGCACACCUUACACCUUAAUUGGCAGGUAUAUUAGUUAUAUGAAUUAUAAAUUUGGGGUGUUUUACUAUACCUCGCUUUUUUUUUCGUUGCAAAGUUACACUUUUAUAGCUGAUUUUAGUGCAGUUUUAUAAUUUGCUUACAUUUGUUUAUGGUUAUCAUUUCAAUAUGAGAAUCAUGUUCAAGGUCAACAGAUCAUUUCAACCUUGGAAGACAUAUUUUUGGGUACUGAACUGCUUUUGAGUUUGUGCAAAAUGUUGCCCAAAAUUAGGCUAGGACUCUUUGUGACUGUUUAUUGUGUGGUUGAUUGCAUUGUUUGUAUAACACUCAAGCCACAUUUAAAGCAACUUUUUAUAUUGCUUUUAAUUAUUAAUGGAGAUGACCUAAGUUUCAUAUUUAUUACAAUGUCUGUUACUGUUUCAUUUGUAGCCAGUGAAAUUUUUGUAAAGAAAACUAUGUUGAGGGAUCCAUGAAUCCAAUCCUGUUGCACUCAUUGAGGUAUUCCCUCAGUAUUUUUUUUUAUGAGUAUUUUGAUUCUCAGACACUAAAAACUGAUAUUUUUUUGUUAAUUUUUAAGUUCUUUUUUUGUUUUGUUUUUUUUGUUUAGGUAAAUAUAUUUAAGGAUUUCCUAUUAUAUUUUAAAGAAUAUAAUUUAAUUUGGGUUUUUGAUCAUUUUGCAUUUUUAAGCAUUUAGAAAUUGAAAUGAAGCUUUUUAAAAUAUUUGAAGAGGUCUCAUUAUUAUACCAUUCUCACAUACAUGUACAAAAUAAAAAUGUAUUUAUGGAAUUUACAUAACUGGCGACCUGUCCAGGGUGUCCCCCGCCUUUCGCCCAAUGUUA